Heterobilharzia americana is the source of this 1642-nucleotide messenger RNA. The record is from the annotation of a GenBank genome assembly. Lineage: Eukaryota; Metazoa; Platyhelminthes; Trematoda; Strigeidida; Schistosomatidae.
CUAAAGUUACCCGCUUCUUACAGCGGGUGCGUCACUAGCUGGUUCCGACUUCUAGGCUGCCUCACCUCUUUGUUGUUCAGCUCUACCGUUUGUCCGUUAUCUUUUACGACUACAUCGGACAAUAUAAAAAACAUUGUGGAAUUCAAUCAACUAUUCUCCAUAACUAUUUCAACGUUGUUCAAAGUUGUUUGCCUACUCAUCGAAUUCAUCUUAUCAUGUCUUCUAGUGAGAUUUUAUUCAAAUCCAAAGAAAUUGUCGAAUCAUCAAAACUUGAAGAACAUGAAGCUCUGGUCUCAGAGUCUGUUUGGGUUAAACGAGUUCAAAUAUAUAUGGAUACUUGUACAUGUAUUAAACGUAUACUGGCUAAUAAGUCAAUAGUUAACAAUGUGCCUUCACCAUAUACUCUUAUACUUUUAGGUGGUAUUUUGGGGAAUACAUAUACCACCUGUAAACUAUGUAUAGAUAACACACUUCUUACACUCAUCGAAGAAGUUCUAAACAUGUUAUUAAGUAGAUGUAAUGUGGAAUCUGUCAGAAAUUUAUUAUUGUUAGAGCCUAUUCAGUCUUCAAAACUUCGUAGUUCCUCUAACUUAGCCUCACAAAUCUUAAAACUUUGUGUUAGUCAUUUAGCAAAGACAUCUGAGAAUUCUGAUGAUUCAUUAACAAAAUCUCCUCUCUUUCGUGAUACUCUUAUCUGGUUAACUAUGGAACUUGAUUAUCCUGAACUUGCUGGAGAUGAAUUCAUUUCUAUUUUACAACCAUUAGGCUUGAGAUUAACAGAAGACUAUCGUCCGUGUAUACAAUCAGCUGGACUUAGUGUUUUACGUAAUUUAGCACAUAAAGCUCGAAUUGCUGACUGGCGUCAGAGUAAUCGUGCUGAAGCGGUAAUUUCUCACUUAUUAGUUCAUAGAAUUGCUAAUAGUUCAGAUUCAUCAGAAGCUCUACUUGAUGAAGUCUAUUCAACUCUAUUAUUAUUAACAAGUUUAUUGGAUGUUUCAAAUGCAUCUCAUUGGUAUAAUGAAAUAACUGAAAGGCUAUUAUUUGAUCUAUUAAUGGAAAAUCGAUAUAAGCGUCAAAUUGUUCUACUUCAACACCUAUUAAAGUUGAUCAAUAUCUUAAAAGCAUCUUUCUCACUCUAUACUCAACAAUUUACAAGAAUUGUAUCGCAUAUCCUACUUGGUCCACAAAAGCCUAAGCAUAUUAUUAUGUCGGAUACUGAUGAAUUGUCUGAAUACAAUACUGUCCACUUACUUGUAUUACAAUCUGUCAAGGAGUUUAUACAAGUCUGUUGGCCAGUAAUUUCUCCUACAUUAUUACCAAUUCUUCUUCCUCCACUUAUUGCUUUCAUUGAUUUAUUAUCUUGGGAUAAGAAAUUAGAAAGUGAAGAGGAAGUAACAUUUUCACCAUAUCUAAAAUGUUUAUUUGAAUACUUAAUUGUGUUGAAACCAUGUCUAUUGACUGAUGUACUACAACCUUUGUGUAAUACAAUUCCACAUUUAAAGUUAUAUCUUCCUCGAUAAAAAACCUAAUAUCUUCUGUACAGCUGAUUUGUAUUUAGUUUCCCUUUUCUUUCUUCUUUAUUUUGUAUGCUAAAAUUUAGAAGUUGUAACUAGUUGGAUUGUUGUUAUUGCUUGAAAUUUCC